CAGUUCAGCUCCGCGGGGCACGGGACGCGGCACCCCCAACCCCGCGCGGCCCUCGCACAAGCCCUGAAGGCUCGCACACGGGGAAUGGGGCGGGGGUCACCGGACCCCACCCCGCCAGCAGUGGAGGCGGGACCUGCACGGGCCGUCCAAUAGCACGCAACGGGUGGGUUCUGGCACGCACCUGCAGGCCUACAAGUCAAAGUCAAGGUGCUGGGGCCAGUCCAGAACCUGCGAGUCGAAACCCAGCAACACUAUGCUGAGCUUCUCCCCAAGCCCUCAGCAUGGCACCUGGACAGAGCUGUUCUUUCUGCUUUGGGGUCUUGGCGCUGCCCUCUACUUGGGCUACUACUGGGCAUGUGUGCCCCAGAGACCUCGACUGGUAACGGGGUCCAGGUUCCUGGCCUUCCUGGAGCAACACUGUCCAAUCACUGUGGAGACUUUCUACCCUACGCUGUGGUGUUUUGAGGGGCGGCUACAAACCAUCUUCCGAGUCUUACUGCAACCUCGGCCUCCAGUCCUUUACUGGAGUGAGGUCCUCCAAACCCCAGAUGGAGGACAGCUGCUGCUAGACUGGGCCGGCCGGCCCGGCGGCAGUCGGCACCCAGCCCCAGCCACGCAGCCUGUUGUACUGCUGCUUCCUGGGAUAACAGGCAGUAGCCAGGAGACCUAUAUCUUGCACCUAGUUGACCAAGCUUUGAAGGAUGGUUAUAGGGCUGUCGUUUUCAACAACCGGGGCUGCCGUGGGGAAGCACUGCUGACCCACAGGGCCUUCUGUGCUAGCAACACUGAAGAUCUGGAGAUGGUUGUGAGCCACAUAAAGCGCCACUACUCCCACGCUCCACUGCUGGCUGUGGGCAUCUCUCUCGGAGGGAUACUGGUACUGAACCACCUGGCACGGACAGGACGGGCUGCAGGGCUGGUGGCAGCACUGACUCUGUCUGCAUGCUGGGAUUCCUUUGAGACCACCAGUUCCCUGGAGACGCCACUCAACUCACUGCUCUUUAAUCAGCGCCUCACUGCGGGGCUCUGCCAAGUUGUGGACCGAAACAGAAAGGUGAUGGAAAAGGUGGUCGAUGUAGACUUUGUGCUACAGGCCCGCACAAUCCGCCAAUUUGAUGAGCGAUACACAGCUGUGGCCUUUGGAUAUAAAGACUGUGUUACCUACUACCACGCAGCAAGCCCAAGAACUAAAGUAGCUGCCAUUGAGACACCUGUGCUCUGCCUCAAUGCAGCUGAUGACCCCUUCUCCCCAGCCCACGCCCUUCCACUACAGGCUGCCCAGCAAUCUCCUUAUGUCGCACUGCUCAUCACAGCCCAGGGUGGUCACAUUGGCUUCCUGGAAGGGCUGCUCCCCUGGCAGCAUUGCUACAUGAGCCGCCUCUUCCAUCAGUAUGCCAAAGCCAUCUUCCAGCACCCAGCAGAGCUGCUCAGCCUCAAGGCGCUCUCAACUCCUGAGGGGGACAAGAGCUGA
This is a messenger RNA of Artibeus jamaicensis (Jamaican fruit-eating bat), 1471 nucleotides long. RefSeq names its product abhydrolase domain containing 1 (gene ABHD1). Gene Ontology annotation, biological process: medium-chain fatty acid biosynthetic process; medium-chain fatty acid catabolic process. NCBI's taxonomy places the organism in Eukaryota, Metazoa, Chordata, Mammalia, Chiroptera, Phyllostomidae. Gene Ontology annotation, molecular function: acetylesterase activity; monoacylglycerol lipase activity. The record is from RefSeq and is a predicted model, not a curated record. The coding region runs from base 254 to 1471 and encodes 405 amino acids. The transcript has 9 exons.